GAUCAAGAGGUGUAUUGGACAAAUAUACACUCCUUCAGAAAACGAAAAUGACGGAGCCCCAUCUCAGCCAGAGUCAUGCCUCGUGAGACCAAAUCCUCCAUCCUCCAAUUUUGAAGCUCUUCUCCUGUUGUCCUCCGUUCCCCGCAACAUUCGCCGGCGAUAUUCUCGCCGCGAAGCCAGAGCGGAGCAGCCACUCUACCGAGCGACAGCCCAAUUCCUCUUCUCCAAUCGCCUGCUACAAGGGUGUUUUAUGGAAUAACCCAAAAGCUGGGGGUGGCGGUGAUAAUACAAGUCGAGCAACAAAUAGACCCCACAGAAAACAAAAUCGCAUUUUUUUAUGUAAAAAUUGUAAAUCUAUUUCUGGCUUUCUGGGCUGGUCGAUUGGCCGAAUGAGCUUUGCGAGCGCAUCCGUCCAGCCGAGUUAUUGUUGUAGUUCCCACGAAAUUGUUUCCAUGCCCAACCUCACAGAGUUCCUGCAGGCAUGAGAAGCAUGAAUUCUGAAAAGAUUGGGUUAAUAUUUUGAACAUUCUAGUAUUUGAGUUGACAAGUGAAGCAUACUGUUUUGGUGUUAAGUUGGGGAAUCCACUACUUUGUGAAACUGCAGUUCUGACCGGGAAUUGUGAAAAUGUACCGGUCUGUGGCUGCAGCCACGACCCGGGGUGGGUUACCUACUGACAGUGUGGACUAUGUUGUGGGACUGGAUCAAGUGCCACGCUGGGGUGAUGCAGAACAUAGGUCUUCUUUGGAAUAUGAGAUUGAAGAUCAUGCAUUUCCAAACUCAUACUUCCCUGAUCCACUCACGACAUCUUCUGGAGCAGAGAGUGGUGGCAGUGGGAUGGUGUCAAGGUUUCCAGUUGACCAUGAGAUUAACUCGAAGAUAUAUUUGUGGAGGGGGAAUCCUUGGAAUCUUGAGGUAGAUGCUGUUGUUAACUCUACAAAUGAGAACUUGGAUGAGUCACACAGCAGCCCCGGCUUGCAUGCUGCAGCUGGACCUGGUCUUGCAGAGGAAUGUGCAAUGCUGGGCGGAUGUCGAACAGGAAUGGCAAAAGUUACUAAUGCAUAUGAUCUUCCAGCAAGGAGGGUUAUCCAUACUGUUGGUCCCAAGUAUGCUGUAAAAUAUCACACUGCAGCUGAGAAUGCUCUGAGUCACUGCUAUCGAUCUUGCCUUGAACUCCUCAUUGAAAAUCGUCUUCGAAGCAUUGCUAUGGGCUGUAUAUACACAGAGGCCAAAAAUUAUCCUCGUGAACCAGCUGCACAUGUGGCUAUACGGACUGUGCGACGAUUACUUGAAAAGCAGAAAGAUAAAGUCACAGCUGUUGUUUUUUGUACCACAUCAUCAUCUGAUACUGAGAUAUAUAAGAGAUUACUUCCACUUUAUUUUCCUCGGGAUAAACAUGAAGAGGAGGUGGCCAUAUCAAAGCUUCCUGCGGAUGUUGGAGAUGAAAAUGGUGAAACAACUAUAGAUGAACGUAAAAUCAGAAUAAAGCCUUUGCCCAAGAAAAAUAUGCCUAAACCUCCCCAAGAUCCUGUUGAUCUUCCUAUCAGUGAUGUUGGGUUGGUAAGACGGAAUUCAUCAUAUUUGGAUUCAUAUUUGGAUCCUGCUUUCAUGUCUUUAAUUAAAGAUCCCGAUCAAAGACGCAAGGAACAAUGGGAAAAAACUGCUGAAGCCCAGCGUGGGUGGAAUUGUGCUAAAAUGCUUGGAUUUGGUAAUCUUGGUGGCCCUCCUUUGUCUGCUGCUGAAGAAUAUUCACUUCAUUCUAGAUAUCUUGCCAAAGCAAAUUCACUUAAUCUCUCUGAAAUUGCUGAAAUGAAAAUUGUUUAUCGUGGGGGUGUAGACAGUGAAGGGCGUCCUGUAAUGGUGGUUGUGGGAGCACAUUUUCUACUGCGGUGUUUGGAUCUUGAGCGUUUUGUGCUCUAUGUAGUAAAGGAGUUUGAGCCCUUGAUACAGAAGCCUUAUAGUAUUGUUUACUUCCAUUCUGCAGCGUCUUUACAGCUUCAACCAGAUUUGGGAUGGAUGAAGAGAUUACAACAGAUACUUGGUCGGAAACACCAGCGCAACCUGCAUGCAAUAUAUGUUCUUCACCCUACUUUUGGACUGAGGACUGCAAUUUUCGGCCUGCAACUGUUUGUAGAUAGUGUGGUGUGGAAGAAAGUGGUCUACGUCGAUCGGCUAGUGCAACUGUUCAAAUAUGUUCCCCGCGAGCAGUUGACCAUCCCGGAUUUUGUAUUCCAGCACGAUUUAGAAGUGAAUGGGGGAAAGGGUCUAAUUGUGGACCCAAGAACGAAAUAUGUUUAUCAUCGACCAUAGGUAUCAUCUUUCUCGGUCUUGGCAGGUUUGAGCAUUCUUCUUUCUUUACAUUUUCAGUCUUUGGGAGGAGGGUUGGGGUUGUAUCUAGUUUGCCAUUUGUGUACAAUCAAUAUUCCCUUUUUUGACUUUUUUAUUUUUCAUUUUAGUAUUGCAAUGUUCUCUUUACAUCUGAAGAUGGAAAUAAAAUUCUUGUUUCUUGAUUGUAUUUUUCUCUUGUAUCAUUGUUUGUCAUUAGUAAUAAAUCAAGAAUGAUUUGAACUUGCUUUGCUAAA
Molecule: messenger RNA, 2580 nt
Organism: Malania oleifera
Lineage: Eukaryota; Viridiplantae; Streptophyta; Magnoliopsida; Santalales; Ximeniaceae
Exons: 16
Coding region: 626-2308 (560 amino acids)
Source: RefSeq, a predicted model, not a curated record